Molecule: messenger RNA, 4785 nt
Organism: Pseudophryne corroboree (corroboree frog)
Lineage: Eukaryota; Metazoa; Chordata; Amphibia; Anura; Myobatrachidae
Gene: KCNK2
Product: potassium two pore domain channel subfamily K member 2
Exons: 7
Coding region: 697-1809 (370 amino acids)
Biological process (GO): potassium ion transmembrane transport; stabilization of membrane potential
Cellular component (GO): plasma membrane
Molecular function (GO): outward rectifier potassium channel activity; potassium ion leak channel activity
Source: RefSeq, a predicted model, not a curated record
UUCAGGUUGGCUCUUCCUGGGGUAGAAGAUUAUCUGUCUGUUUGCACAAUGUAACUACAGACAUUACUACGCCUCUUCCCAUUGUACGGCACACUAGCCGAAUAGGAUUUAACCCUUCCAUUGCAUUUAUCUAUACGUGUGCCUCAUUGCAUAGCAGACCUCUGGCCGGCUGGCUUGCACAUAUAUCUUUUCCUGCUAGUUGCUGGAGAGGCAGAAGACCAUCUGGAGCUGCGGGAAGGGUUACUGAGCGUUGCAUGAGGGGGUCUGAAUAAUGAGCUUCUGGAGAAUUUGCUGAAAUAUUCUGAUUUCAAUGUGGAAAAGAAGCAGAUUACAGUCCUGCAUGCAAGUAUUAUGCUACAUGUAGUCCGCCUCGUCUCGUGUCAGUGGUCUUCAGAUGCACAAAAUUCAUUUUCUUGUUGGAAAUGGGCUGAAGGAGUUGGUGCCGGGGGCAGACAUUUCUAUAGUGAAUCUACGCUGGAAUCAUCGCUGCCUAUUGCUGAGGAGUGACACGAAGCACCACACACGGGAAUUGUAUCACUGGUGUCUCCUCGUCUUGUGCAGCUGUUAGCUGGAGUGGCGGCUCCUGAUUUACUGGACCCUAAAUCAGCCACUCACAACACCAAACCCAGGCUCUCGUUCUCCAUCAAACCGCCAGCACUGUCCGCUCGGGAGGUGAGGGACAUAACGGUGAAUGUGAUGAAAUGGAAGACGGUCUCUACGGUUUUCCUCGUGGUGGUCCUCUACUUAAUCAUUGGCGCUACCGUCUUCAAAGCGCUGGAACAGCCGCACGAGACCUCGCAGAGGACCACCAUCUUGAUACAGAAGCAUAACUUUGUAUCGGACCAUUCUUGUGUGAAUACGACCGAGCUGGAUGAGUUUAUACAGCACGUAAUGGCGGCAAUUAACGCAGGGAUAAUACCUAUAGGAAACGCCACCAGCCCCAACAGCCACUGGGAUCUGGGAAGCUCCUUCUUCUUUGCUGGGACUGUUAUCACCACAAUAGGGUUUGGGAACAUCUCACCACGCACAAAGGGUGGAAAGAUUUUCUGCAUUAUCUACGCUCUGCUUGGAAUUCCUCUGUUUGGGUUCUUAUUGGCUGGUGUUGGAGACCAACUGGGAACCAUAUUUGGCAAAUGUAUAGCGCGGGUGGAGGAUACCUUUGUAAAAUGGAACGUAAGUCAGACGAAAAUCCGCAUCAUCUCAACCGUCAUCUUCAUCUUGUUUGGAUGCAUCCUGUUUGUCGCUAUUCCGGCUGUCAUCUUCCAACACAUCGAGAACUGGCAUACCCUAGAUGCCUUCUACUUCGUGGUCAUCACCUUAACAACCAUCGGAUUCGGGGACUACGUGGCAGGUGGCUCGGACAUUGAGUACCUUGACUUGUAUAAGCCUGUCGUGUGGUUUUGGAUCUUGGUGGGUCUGGCGUAUUUUGCUGCUGUGCUCAGCAUGAUUGGAGACUGGCUAAGAGUUCUCUCCAAAAAGACAAAGGAGGAGGUGGGCGAGUUCAGGGCACACGCUGCCGAAUGGACAGCCAACGUCACAGCCGAGUUCAAGGAGACCCGCCGACGUCUCAGUGUAGAGAUAUACGACAAGUUCCAGCGGGCGACCUCUAUUAAACGGAAGCUAUCCGGAGAGCUAGGAAUGAGCCAAAGCCAGGAAAUGACGCCGUGCAAGAGAACCUUAUCCGUCAACCACCUGCACAGCGAGAAAGAGCCGCUGCCUUCUAUAACAAAAUGUGACAGUAUGUACCUGAAUGGCCUAACUCCGCACUGCGCAUCCGAAGAGAUCGCCGUCAUCGAAAACUUUAAGUAGCGCCUCGUACCGACUCCACUGUCAGCUCAGAUACUACAUUUGCCAUAAUCGAGACUACCAGCAUUUCUAAAGCCUGCAUGAGCUCAGAUACGGAUUUAAAGACAGCCAGCCAAUCAGUACUGUUAAAACUGUCGGUAUAUGUAGUUACGGCGAGGACUACUAAGUUCAACAACGUCUGAUGCCGUUCUGCGCCAAGACUGUUCCUCUCUUUUCUAAUGUGCCAUAACACCCGCAGUGUUCUGAACACCCGCAGUGUUCUGAUAACAUAAGCUUCAUGAUUUUGGUAAACCUACAAACAUUUGAGUUCUGGCAGGCAAAGGAGUGGAUCAGUCGCUGACUAUGUAUUUUGUAACUGGAGAAAUCAUUGGGAUACUGUACAGCUUUUAACUUAAGAGACUUUCUAUCAGUGCCUUAUACCGUAUAGACACACAACCUCCAUAGCGAUUAUUUUUUUAUUUUUUUCGGCCUGAGGAAUGUAUUUUAUCAGCUAAUUUAUGUUGCUUGACGAAUGCAUGCUAUGGUACCUCAAUGCACUAGUGAGGGAGAAGUGGGAAACAUUAAAGCCAUAAUAGUCAUUAUUUCAGUGUUAAAGGACCAGUAGAAGCAAAUUUACAUGAUUUGUUUUUAACAAAUUCCCUUCAGAAAUGUUCCCCGUUCCUCCUGCUCCCAAAACCUGUGCAGGUCUUCAAUAAGUACAAGUCCAAAAGCACACGCAUCCCGUAAGAAUUUAGCAGACAGCGCGUGCAGCACAUGCACCGUGAUGGAUGCGAGAUAGGCCAGCUUGCUCCGUGCUUGGUCGAUUCUCUCCAUCCGUGAAAUGGGCACUUUUGGGUGGCUACUUUGGCAGCACUUGGAAAAGAGCCAACUCCUGGGCGUGUUAUGGGAAUGUUUUUGGGGGUGUAUCCAGACUUUGGUGGUAGUUUGCACCAUGUGUACGGGGGAGGGACGCCAUCAUGGGAUAGGUGUGAGGGGUGAUGGUAAAAAUGCCAGUGGCUGGGGACGGAAACUUGGGAUGGUACAACCAUACACAAAGCCAUAAGGACACUGGGUAGCAAAUCUGGCUUCAGCAGUCGUCCGAGCUUGUGGGCGCUUUGCGUCCAUUUCAGAAUCAGGCCCACAAUACAUGCAAGCAGGUUCUUUAACUAAUACAGUAAUGGCACUUCAAUGUAGGAAAAUGCUAAUUAUGUCUUUAUGGGUGCAACAGUUCUGGACCCAUAACAAAACGUAGCUAUAGGACCUAUAAUGCCACUGAGUAACCUCCCAGCCCCCCGCAGGCUGCUCUAUGAGUGGCGUAGCCAAAGAGUCUUAUCUCGGCAUGUGUGUCUGUGACAUGUAACCACUACGCAUGUGCGGGUGCCUCGGGGAGUGCUAUGGGUACCUCCUGGGCUGCGGAAGCCUAGGAGGGAGUGAGGCAGGCACCCAUGGUAGUUCCAUCAUUUCCUAUCAUCAAGAAUUUCAGUGACAAUGGCCCUCAUUCCGAGUUGUUCGCUCGCUAGCUGCUUUUAGCAGCAUUGCACACGCUAGGCCGCCGCCCUCUGGGAGUGAAUCUUAGCUUAGCAGAAGUGCGACCGAAAGGUUAGCAGAACUGCUCAUAAAAUGUUUCAUGCAGUUUCUGAGCAGCUCCAAACCUACUCCUACCUUGCGAUCACCUCAGUCAGUUUAGUUCCUGCUUUGACGUCACAAACACGCCCUGCGUUCGGCCAGCCACUCCCCCGUUUCCCCAGACACGCCUGCGUUUUUACCUGACACGCCUGCGUUUUUUAGCACACUCCCGGAAAACGCUCAGUUACCAUCCAGGCAGAAACACCCACUUCCUGUCAAUCACUCACCUAUCAACAGAGUGACUAAAAAGAGUCGCUCGCCCUUUUGUAAAACUGCAUAGUUUUGUGUGAAAGUACUUCGCGCGUGUGUACUGCGGCCCGUACGCAUGCGCAGAAAUGCCGCUUUUUCACCUAAUCGCCGUGCUGCGACCGAAAGCAGCUAGCGAUCAACUCGGAAUGAGGGCCCAUAUACAAGUAUUAGAUAACAAGCCAAAACCUUAUAGGUAACUGUAACAUAGAUAGUAUAUUAUUCCCAAGUCUGGGGCUUCUCUCCAAAGUAUUCUGCCAUCAGCCCAUGUGCACGGCUUCCCGCCAUACCACUCAAUGCCAGGUUGUCACAACUUCAUAACAAGCCCCAUCGAGCAUUCGCUAAGCAUCCACACCCCUAUUAUAUUUACGAGUGGGGUCAAACCCUUCAGAAGUUCCUUUCUAUACUACUUACCACUGAGCAGUUAUUUACUAUUUAAAUUUAUGAAUGUAAGAAUGUUACCUGCAUGUGAUAUGUGGGAUGAGGCGCUCACUCCUGCAUACACACGGAUAUUAGAAGUCACCUUGGAGUUCAGUGUUCAAUUGCUUUUAUACAGGUCAUGGAAAUUAGAGGUGACUUUUAAUUCCCAUAAUACUUGACAGUAGGGGGCGCCUUUCCCAGUAAGACAGAAGUUUUCUCAUUGAACACUGAAAUGAUGACAUCAGAAUUUGUACCGAUACAGGAGGUUUCACACGUAUUUGCAACGCAAUACAUCAGGUAAGCUGCGGCGCCACCGGUGCUGCAGAACGGCAAAUACCCGCAUGACCUGCUGGACAACGGCUGCAGUGCAAUGGGUUGCCAGACUCUGGCACCCCUCAUGCAGCAUGGGCUGUAGCGUUAAGAACGAGCAAUAUCUAAUAGACAAAAUACUGUUAUUCCGCUUGAGUUUUCCAUUUGCCGCCGCACGGUGAGACAUUCUUAUGUUACAGCUCCUAUCCUUUGGCGUGAAGAAGGCUUCAGAGUAUGAGGCUGGAAUACAGAGCAACAAGGAAAGUGUGCAAAUAGUUCUAGCACUGGCGUGAUUGUAAGGCAGGGACGGGCGUGUGUGAAGUACAGGGUGAACGUGAAUGAUUUCAUGCACAAUGGAACACUCAUGGAAGAGUUUUUAAGGAUUUAAAUUUUAUUAAA